Molecule: messenger RNA, 1307 nt
Organism: Pantherophis guttatus
Lineage: Eukaryota; Metazoa; Chordata; Lepidosauria; Squamata; Colubridae
Gene: CYC1
Product: cytochrome c1
Biological process (GO): mitochondrial electron transport, ubiquinol to cytochrome c
Cellular component (GO): respiratory chain complex III
Molecular function (GO): heme binding; electron transfer activity
Source: RefSeq, a predicted model, not a curated record
UCACGUGCCCUGCGGAGACCGGCGCGUCGCCGCUCUAGCCCACCGCAGCCGGGUAGGGCGUCGCUCGGAGGGCCGGAAGCGGCGGAAGGCUACGCUUGCACUUCCGCCGCGCGGCGCCUUGUGGGAAAGCUGUCUCGCCUCGGCUCCCCCCAAGAUGGCUGCGGUGGCGGCGGCGGCGGCGCGGAGCCUGGCGCGUUCCCGGGGGCGCUUCCUCGUCCCGACCCUGCCCGGCGGCCCUCAUCCGCGGGCCAACGUGGCAUCCCUGGCGGGUCUGUCCCGGGGCAAGAGGGUAGCCCUUGGCGCUCUGGGCGUUCUGACAGUCGGUGGGGCAGGGCUUGCCUGGGCCCUUCAGAGCUCUGUGAAUGCCUCGGAAUUGGAGCUUCAUCCACCCAGUUACCCCUGGAGCCACAAUGGCCUCCUGACUGCACUGGAUCACAGCAGCAUCCGACGUGGCUACCAGGUAUACAAGCAGGUGUGCUCCGCUUGCCACAGCAUGGAGUACUUGUCCUUUCGCAACCUUGUGGGUGCUACCCACACUGAAGAAGAAGCCAAGGUCCUGGCUGAGGAGGUGGAGGUGCAGGAUGGACCCAAUGAGAACGGCGAGAUGUAUACGCGGUCUGGCAAGCUGUUUGAUCGCUUCCCCAACCCUUACCCCAACGCUGAAGCGGCGCGGGCAGCGAACAACGGGGCCCUACCUCCUGACCUCAGCCUCAUUCUCAAAGCCAGGGAUGGGGGUGAGGACUAUGUCUAUUCCCUUCUCACUGGCUACUGCGACCCCCCUGCUGGCGUGACUAUACGAGAGGGACUUUAUUACAACCCCUACUUCACUGGACAAGCAAUAGCUAUGGCUCCUCCGAUCUACAACGAUAUUCUGGAAUACGAUGACGGUACGCCUGCCACCAUGUCGCAGGUUGCAAAAGACGUCUGCACCUUCUUACGAUGGGCAGGAGAACCAGAAUUUGAUGACCGCAAGCGGCUAGGCCUCAAGACAGUACUGAUUGCAUCCGUGGUGAUACCCUUCGUGUACUUGAUGACAAAGCACAAGUUUUCAGUUGCGCUGAGCAGGAAAAUGUUCUACCAGCGUCGUGACUGACCUCUGGAUGAGGCAGACCCGCCUCCAUUGACAGAGCACUGAUGGCGCUUCGUCCUUCAUGUGGCUGGGCGGUGGGGCGGGAUGGCCGCUUCUCCCGAGUGCACUGGCUGCUAUUUAAUGUCUCUCGCCAUUCAUCCAGUCGCUCUCGCAGCCUUGGCAAGAGGACCCUGGGGUAAGGGGUGGCAGGCACCCAAUAAACGUGUUUCUUCAACCA